AUGGCAGAGACUUAUCAGAGCACUUUAUACUCGGAGUUAUUCAACGAUAGUAUCGAUAACGACGAUGAUUUUUACAAAUCCAUAUUUGUUACCCCAAUAGCAAAAGACUUAUUAACAACUGUAUUAAACACAAACACAGAGGCUAUAGUGUUGACAUCUGAAGUCUCUGAUAAAAACUUGUUAAUUUUAAGCAGAAUUUAUUUUAGUGGAUUGAAAGUUCUUGCUCAAGCAACUAAUUAUCAUCCCCUGGAUGUAACUAAAUUGUCCAAUGAAAAAGUCAAAUCUAUAGUAGGAAUUUCAAAACAAAACCGGACAGUAUCAUCUGAAAAACUAUUUGACGAUGAAAGUGGAGAUAUUACUGAACUAAAUGGGAACGUACUGAAGAAUACAAGUAAACAAACAUUGAAUGAAUUUGAUGAUGGUGACGAUUUAACAACUCUAAGCGGAGGAAGGCAAGGUUGGCAGGAUCUGCUAAGUAACAACCCAGGUUUUCCAUUAAAAGAUGAGAAUGCGUUUAGUAAUCUAAGUGAAAAAGAUAGAAUUGAUCUAAUUGGAAAUGUAUUAAAAAUAUUUCAAGUCUGGUUCCAGAAUUUAAUUGAUGUGGAUUUCAAACUUGAAGUAUCUCAGAGAUCUUCUGGUAUUCAAUUAAAAUUAAGAGUAUUUGAAUUCUGUGGAGAGAAUAGUAACGGAUCUUUCUUAAUUGAAUUAUUCACUAUAUUAAAAUCCUUUUUGGCUACUGCUAUUAAAGAGAUAGAGGACACGGAUCUGGAAUCGAAAUUCAUCAGCUUAUCUGCAAUUAAAGAAAGCAUCAAUUUACUAAAGAAAGUUUUCACACUGAUUUUUUUGGACCUCGAUAUGCAUAAAAAAGGUGAUAAUGAGUUUAAAUCGCUAGUAAAAUUGUUGCUGGUAUUCUUUGAAGUUGACUUUGCUGAUGAAUUUUGGAAACUUAUAAAACUUACAAGUCCAGAUUUGGAAGACAAUAACUACAAACCACCUAAAAUUGUGCUAUCACUUGAAACUAUGUCAACUUUCUAUUUGUUAAUGGGGGUUUUAGCUAAUACUCCAUCGUCAUUGUUUUCUGAGGGAAAACGCAAUGCUGAUAUCACCACAUUUUCCGUGGAAAUGAAAAACCCAUAUAAAAGUUAUUUUUCCCAGGAUUUCAAGUGGGAUGUUUUCAAUCAGCAAGUAAACCUGAAAUUAUUACCCUUAUUUUGUGUGGAGUUCAACUACUGUUAUAACUUUCGUCCCGAUUUAGUGUUAGAACAGAUUCAAAAUAGCUCACUUAUUAACUGGAUAAGUGGGAAUCGUUUGAGUUCUGAUAUAUAUGUUAAUUGCCUAACAUCUCAAACGAUCACAAAUUUGGAAGUAAACAAAAAGUUGAGUGUGGCAGGCUCUAAAAGUGACUUGUAUUGUCAAGAAUUGAACAAAAUAUAUAAUUCAAAAAUCCAAAAUUUACAGGCUAAACAAUCUAACGAAGAAAUGAAUUUGGACUUGUCUAAAAUUUUCCCCGUUUUCCUUCACAUGUACACAUUUGCUCAAAAUUCAUCUUUUAACAGUAUUCUUACUACCCAACAGUAUCACUUUUACGAUAAAAUUGAUGAUAGAACAGAUGACGAAUUGAAUAACGUGGAGCUUUUUGAAGUAUGGGUUUGUUUAUUGUCGUAUGUUUUUGAAUACCAAUAUAGGUCAACUUUGAUGCAAGAUUUAACUCAACUUGCAUUAUCGACACUAUUAACUUUGCCAUUGAAUAAUUUGGUGGAUUAUCAAAUUAAUGAGUAUAAAUGGAAAUUGUGUCAUCAGAAGGUGCCAUUUGUACCUCUUGAUUUGGGUGCCAAGGGACACAAACCAAGUAUUUUUUACAUUUUAGAUACUGUACAAAACUUAUUAAGGUUUAAUCUAACUAAUAGACUCCAUGUCGUUAAUCUUUCUAUGGGACUAAAUUUGAUGUAUAAUAUUUUGGAUCACGUAAAAGCAGAUUCCAAUAUUGAAUUGGAUAAGUAUUCGUGGGAUAACUUAUUUUUGAGUUUGUUUGGAUUGAUCAAGUUUAUUAAAAAGCAAAACCUGUUGAUAUUGAAAUACAUUAAUCAACGUGAUCUAGGUUCUUUAACUGAAGAGUGUUUCUUGGUUUUGAAUUUGUUGCUUGAUACUAGGUUUUCUUCUGUGAAACAAGUCAUUGUCCAAGAGAAAUCGAGUUUCAUGGGCCUAUUUGAUUCUGAUGAAACUAGAUCUAUAAACUACGCGUUAAUUUACAAUAUUUUAUUGAAUUUCGAAGUUAUUCAAACAUUGAUAAACGAGUUUGGGUUAUCUGAAAGCGAACACUUGACAAAUUUGUUUCAUUGUAUGGAACAUUUUGACAAACUUUUUUAUUUAACUGAAGAUUCGAAAAAGGAAAGACUUUAUAAAAAGACUGAGGUGCUUGAUUUUGAUUUUGAUUCCCCUGUGUUUGUUGCUGCAAUCAACUCAUUCACUGACGCAAAGAAUAGUAAUCAGACUGAGAACUCAACAGAGGGUACGCAAUCACCAAUCACAUAUCAGUAUAAUCAAACAUUGAAAUACUCCUUGAAACAGAAACAGAGAGCUGUGUUGGAUGACCAAGCUAUGUUUAGUCUUAUCCACCGGACUUUCUUUUCAGAAUGA
Messenger RNA from Candida albicans SC5314, 2637 nucleotides. RefSeq lists its product as uncharacterized. The record is from RefSeq and is a predicted model, not a curated record. The transcript has a single exon. NCBI's taxonomy places the organism in Eukaryota, Fungi, Ascomycota, Pichiomycetes, Serinales, Debaryomycetaceae. The coding region runs from base 1 to 2637 and encodes 878 amino acids.